Fomitopsis serialis is the source of this 588-nucleotide messenger RNA. RefSeq lists its product as uncharacterized. The annotation marks the transcript as partial. NCBI's taxonomy places the organism in Eukaryota, Fungi, Basidiomycota, Agaricomycetes, Polyporales, Fomitopsidaceae. The transcript has a single exon. The record is from RefSeq and is a predicted model, not a curated record.
CCUCUCCCCCCCGAACCCUUCCCCGACGUGCGCCCCUUGACCAACUACUUACAUGCCGCCUUGAACCAAGUGUGUAUCUCACCGGUGAAGCCUUCUUAUCGCAGGGCUAGGCUUGCCUGCGCAACCAUCGACUCAUCGCUUGUCCAAAUAACCAAUGGAGAAGCGCGUCCGCACCAGUCAUGUACGUCCAUGCUCAGUCAUCUUCAAUGUGCAUUGCCCACACGCCAUACAGCACCAUUCCAUCAAGCCAGGAGGCGGCAUCAGUCGCCCCGUAUCGUCCUUAUAUCGCAUGUCAAUUGCAUACUGAACGCCGCGCCGUCCUCAUGAAUAGACCACUGUACAAUUUAUACGGGGUGCAUUGUCAACUCAACGCGUUCCAAUUUGUCUCACAAGCCGACAAUAUAUGAAUGCACAUCUCCAAUCCGAGUAAACGUUGUCCUCGGUGCAUUUCUGAUAUUACACCAUCUGGCAGCUGGCGAUAUGAAGGUAUUCUGCCGCCUCCUGUGACUACAUUGCUGCCUUCCGCGACAGGUUUAUGUACCAAUCGCAUAGCCCGCGGUCUCAUUCGCGUUCAUUCGACUACACGUG